AACCCCCGCAUCAUGCCGGGUCUUUAUCUUUUCUUUCUCUCUCCUUUUUUUCUCUCAAAUCCGUUCAUCAGUAUCAUCAUAACGUAAAUCCUGGAUGGUUAACAUUGCUUAAAGUGUCUUAGAACAUUGUUUUAUUUACUUGCGAAGCCAUGUAGGUCAGUUUUUUUUCCUGCUGAACAGCAAUUAGGAUGCACAGGGUUUCGUUUGCUCGUUUUCUUUUCUCUUUCUGACCUUAGUCAAUUUCCGUGUCUCCGUGCCCCAGAACUGAUGCACAAAUGAACGCGUUGAAGGCACGUCCGAGGCGUGUUCCGCCGGCGGUCGUUAGGUGUGAAGCUGGCCAAGUGUGUGAGACGCGCUGCGUUGCAUGUGCAGCGCAUCCAUAGUUUCACAAUUUGUUUGCUGCGGGAGAACAAAUCACCGGGUCUGGUCCGAUACAUCAUUCCGGCUCGGGGAUUUAAAGAGUCACUAAAUAUUCAAGUUCUUCAAAGCUUUAGCUCCACAUAAGGAUCAACAGGAUUUCUGAUAUGGGGUGGUCCCGUGGUGGCAGCCGGCUGGUAUGUCUCCUUCUCCAAGUCUCGGUGCUGGCACUGCUUGCCGGCGCGGAGAAGAUGUGCCCCCGGGGGUGUCGCUGCGAGGGGAAGAUCGCUUACUGCGAGUCAGGAUCCUUCCAGGACAUUCCUGAGAACGUGUCCAGCGGCUGCCAGGGCCUGUCACUGCGCUACAAUGGCUUGACGACCCUGCUGCCAUACCAGUUUGCCCACCUCAGCCAGCUUGUCUGGCUCUACCUGGACCACAAUGCCAUCGGUGUGGUGGACAGCCGGGCCUUCCAGGGCGUGCGGCGGCUCAAGGAGCUGAUCCUGAGCUCCAACAAGAUCUCACAGCUCCACAACCAGACCUUUCAUGGCGUGCCCAACCUGCGCAACCUGGACCUGUCCUACAACAAGCUGCAGGAGUUGCAGCCAGGUCAGUUCCAGGGUCUGCGCAAACUGCAGAGCCUGCACCUGCGCUCCAAUGGGCUCACGGGUAUCCCCAUCCGCGCCUUCCUGGAGUGUCGCAGCCUGGAGUUCCUGGACCUGGGAUACAACCGCCUGCGUGCCGUCACACGCACCACCUUCCUGGGGCUGCUCAAGCUCACUGAGCUGCAUCUGGAGCACAACCAGUUCUCCCGAAUUAACUUCUUCCUCUUCCCGCGACUCCUCAACCUACGGGCGCUCUACCUACAAUGGAACCGCAUUCGUUUAAUCACCCAGGGCCUCCCCUGGACCUGGCACACUCUGCAGAAACUGGACCUCUCUGGGAACGAGAUCCAAGCCCUAGACCCGGCCAUAUUCCAGUGCCUGCCCAACUUGCAGAUACUCAACCUAGAGUCCAACAAGCUCAGCAACGUGUCACAAGAGGCAGUGGCCUCGUGGACCUCUUUGAACACCAUCAGCUUGGCCGGCAAUGUGUGGGACUGCGGUCCGGGCAUCUGCCCCCUGGUGGCCUGGUUGAGGAACUUCAAGGGCAGCAAGGACACCACUAUGAUAUGUAGCAGCCCCAAAUCACUCCAGGGGGAGAAGGUGAUAGAGGCUGUGAGGAAUUACUCCGUCUGUGAGGAGACGCCAACUUUGGCACCGACCUUGAUGCCGACGGACCAGCUGACUAUGGUCCCCAUGACAGCCACUGUGAGACCUCCUCCCCCACCUACUCCUGCCCCCACCACACGAGCAGUCCCCACUUGGCUCAAACCCCAACUCCUCCCGCCUCUUGACUCUGGUCGUACUGACAGGGGGUUCUGGCCUCGUCCAAGUGGUGCCACAUCCCCCGGAAACUCACCUGCCACCCCCGAGCCACCGUUUGAGCACAUGUCCUUCCACAAGAUCGUGGCGGGUGGUGUAGCCCUCUUCCUGUCUGUGUCGCUCAUCCUUCUGGUCAUCUACGUGUCGUGGAAGCGGUAUCCCAGAACCAUGAGGCAGCUCCAGCAGCACUCGGCGGGCCGAAAGCGGAGGAAAAAGGCCCCAGAGACGGAGCCGGAGUCUGGCCUGAGCCCCCAGCUCCAGGAGUACUACAUGAGCUACAACCCGACGAGCUCAGACACCAUGGACAUGCUGGUUAACGGUACAGCCCCUUGCACCUGCACCAUCUCCGGCUCCAGAGAAUGUGAGGUAUGAUCCGUCAAAAGCUCCCUCAAAAUGCUCUCCGCGUCUGGGAGUGAGAGAAUGAAUACACUUGUCUCAGGCCGCUGCCGGGCGUGUGGCUUGGGGAUCUGUCGGCGAUUCACUGAAUGGAGCAAGCGACGAGAGGACAGAACGGACAGAACCAAAACUGAAGCCUGAGGAGCCGGUCGGCUCAUUCAUGCGUACAUGUGACAUACGCGGGAUUCCUGUUUCGCUUUAUUUUUUUGCUUAGUCUUUCUAUAUUCGGCUCAGCCCACCUCUUUCACCGACGCUUCGUUUUUGUGUGUGUCAGGCCUUCGCGGGUCACCAGGGACCUUGAAAUUCCUGCGGCCCCCACACAUGCAUGUGCCCGGUAUUCAGACAUGGGGGGGGGGGGUGCACUUCUCACCCAAAAUCAUUGGGCCGUCACAACUGAGGCCCCUCAGGACAGCGACGAGAUGCUAGGUGGCGAAGCAAAGGUGGAAUACCCAGACACUGCUGGGCAUGGCGCCCCCUCCUGGCUGUGACGUGCCAGUGAGGACAGGACCUUGGCCAGGGGCACAAGUUCCACAGAAGGUCCGUCUCGGCCAUUAAGGAGCAGCGCUUUCGGAGGCACAGGACUCCGUCGGCCCUCCCCGAGGUGGCCCCGCCAACCGCAGUUGGCCCUCAUACCCACGCGUCGGCCCUUCGGAAAGGACCAGACCUCCCACUCAUGUCCUUCAGACUCAACACCUUUUGUGUCGUCCUUCCAGUUGAAUGUAGCCCCCCUCCCCGCCAAGCUCGUCACCUUCUUUCAUCUGCAGCUUCUAAAGUCUUUGUUGUGGAAGAGAGUUUUAUCUUCAAUGAAGAGACCACUCAAGGAUCUUCGCCACUUCCUCCCCCGUUUCCUGUCACUGGCCGUUUAUUAACCUCCCAGCACGUGCCGUACACGACAGAGGGACUCUGUACAAAUGAGGACCCCAACACUACAUGUACACGUGACGCUCCCUUGCCCCCCCCCCCCCCCCCACCUCCCCGGGGACACACACACACAUACACACACAUACACACACUUCCUGGUGCAGAGGACACAGACUUUCCAGCAGGGUCCCCUGUAGAUGUUCUGGAGAUCAAUCGGCAAAGUCUCCCCAUCCCACCCCUUCUGUGAUGAUGGAUCGCUGCUCUACACUUAUGGACCCCCCUCCCCCAUCAAUAAUAAAUCACACUAAAAUGGGCCCCCUCCUCUCACUGAGCCUGCACUAUCAAUAACGGGCUCUUUCCUGAGCCCCUUGGCUAGGUCCCCACGGUGACCUGUUUCUGAGCACACUCCUCGUUCCGGUCCGUGUUCGGGCACACAGCUCUGGGGACAGCUCACACCAUCGGACAGGCCGUGGGGACCCGGUUUUGUGCCUGGUGAGCAGCAGUGCGGAGGAGUUCAGUCGAAGGGCAGGAGGGAGAGUCCCGAAGCCACGACGGUACCAUCACCGCGUAAUUUUGCUAAAGGAAAAAAAAGGUGAUUCACAGCGUGCAGCCAAUUACAGCCGCCCCUCGCCGCCAACAAUCCCGACAGCAGCCUCGGGUCCAGCUGCUAGCCAGGACCCAGUGGUGGCGUGAUCUGUGUUUUUGGCAGGUCCACCAUUAAUGAAAAAGGACACUUGGGUUGAUUUAUAUUUAUAAGCUAAACCCUGGAAUCUCAAAGUGUGUCAUGUGAGGAAUAGUCUGGAUGAAGAGUAGAAUGGAUCAUAGGAUAUAAAUGUGGAAGGUUCUAGAAUAAGCUGGAUGUUUUUUUUAUUAUUUUCUUUUUCAUUCUCCUUGUAAUUUCAAGCUCAGUGCAGUCAGUAUUAGAGGUUUAACGUGAAUGUUCCGCAUCCCAUCGAUCUGGACCUCUGUAGAUUUACUCUGAAGAACAUGCACUCAUGUGCACCGGUGAGACUCUUACAUCCCGAGGAGGCUGAGUGUGAUUUUUUUUUAAAUAGGAAUAUGACCCAUUUGAAAAGAACAAACUCAUUAGGUUAGGUAAGAACAUCGAGGAGUGAGUUGUUACAUUAGUGUGUUCCCCUGUUAGGAGAAGGGAACAUUCUUACUACUCCCUCAUGAGGAACAUCAUGUAGCAAGUCUCCCCCUCCACCAGCCCAGCCCAGGUGCAUUAAAGCAGAACUCAGACAAUUUGGGAAUUAAAUACACAUUGAGGGUAUACCCCUUAUGUUCUGUACCUAUCAGCCUGCUGUAUACAGGAAGCACGCUCUCACGUGUGGUACAUUCCCAGUGAUUCCUCUGACCCCAAAGUCCAGAACCUUGAAGAGAGGAAGACCCGAAGAGAAAAACAAAUUUUUGAAAGUUAUGGAUUUUUUUUUAAGAAAUUAUAUCGAAUUGUCACA
This is a messenger RNA of Brienomyrus brachyistius, 4492 nucleotides long. It is a transcript of the gene lrrtm4l2, whose product is annotated as leucine rich repeat transmembrane neuronal 4 like 2. Gene Ontology annotation, molecular function: protein binding. NCBI's taxonomy places the organism in Eukaryota, Metazoa, Chordata, Actinopteri, Osteoglossiformes, Mormyridae. The transcript has 3 exons. The record is from RefSeq and is a predicted model, not a curated record. The coding region runs from base 525 to 2150 and encodes 541 amino acids.